Messenger RNA from Monopterus albus (swamp eel), 3013 nucleotides. Its product is annotated as ras-related protein Rab-26. Gene Ontology annotation, molecular function: GTPase activity; GTP binding. The record is from RefSeq and is a predicted model, not a curated record. The transcript has 9 exons. NCBI's taxonomy places the organism in Eukaryota, Metazoa, Chordata, Actinopteri, Synbranchiformes, Synbranchidae. The coding region runs from base 481 to 1239 and encodes 252 amino acids.
UACAGUGGCGCUUAUGUUUCAUCCUUCAAAGUUACCAGUCACUAUAGACCUGAGGACUACGGUAAGUGUAGGGUGUAAAUAAUAAAGUCCGGAGCUUUCCUUCGAGCUUUACGCAGCGCAAACUGUCCGGAUUGUUUUGCGCUUGAGGUGGAGUUUUCUGCCGCAUCACUAGUUGUUGUCGCUACAACGCGCCGCGCUGAGGCUGCUGUGCUCCUGAAAAGAGCAAGCUGUCAGGAGCAGGAAGCAGCUGAAUAACAGCGGAAGCGAGAGCGUUUUUCAUUUUGGGACGGUUUCAUUCCUACUUUGAGAACAGAGGUGUCGAGGAACAUGCCUUCAACGCGCAGGUGGAAGAUCUGCUAAUUUAAGUUCUUCGCUGCUGCAACUUUGCAGUCCUGCCUUGUGCAAAGUCGGGUGAGAUUUUGUUUGUUUGUUUGUUUGCUUCAGCUGAGAUUCACAGAGGAAGCUUUUAAAUCUUGAGAAAUGUCUCGCAAGAAGGCUGCAAAAGGCAAAGCAGCAACCAGCGGCCUGUCUACAGGCAGCCCCUCCGGGAAAGGGGCCGGAAAAGCCGCGAAGAACAGCCCGGGCAUUGUUCAGAUGAACGGUGUGGUCCAUCCCAGUCGACCCUCCAUCAGCAAUAGCAGCGAGUUUUAUGACAUCGCUUUCAAGGUGAUGCUGGUUGGAGACUCUGGAGUAGGGAAAACAUGUCUGCUGGUGCGUUUUAAAGAUGGAGCUUUCCUGGCUGGCAGCUUCAUCUCUACUGUGGGCAUUGACUUUCGGAAUAAAGUCCUGAACAUUGAUGGAGUUAAGGUGAAGCUCCAGAUAUGGGACACAGCUGGACAGGAGCGGUUUCGCAGUGUUACUCAUGCUUACUACCGUGAUGCCCACGCUCUGCUUCUGCUAUAUGAUGUCACCAACAAAACGUCCUUUGACAACAUACAAGCAUGGCUGACUGAGAUCCAUGAAUACGCCCAACAAGAUGUGGUGCUCAUGCUACUUGGAAACAAGGCUGAUGCCACACGUGACAGGGUGGUGAAGAGAGAAGAUGGAGAGAGGCUCGCUAAGGAGUUUGGAGUUCCCUUCAUGGAGACCAGCGCCAGGUCAGGUCUCAACAUUGAGCUGGCUUUCACUGCUGCGGCUAAGGAACUAAAGCACAGGUCCAUGAAAGAUCCUGGUGAGAAGUUUAAACUGCAGGAGUAUGUAAGCAACGAGAUGAAGGGCAGUGGGUGCUGCAGGUCUUAAAGCUGGGACCAGUCACUUUCUGGAUCUGUGUGAAUGUAUGAAUUUCCUUUGUGUGUGCAUCACUCAUCUUCAUACAAUGUGCGUUCAUGUCUGACCUGAUCAGAGGUGAGGAGUCGGCUCCAGCGAGGUAUAAACGUCUUUACUCGUCUGUUUCUCCACUCUAACGCUCCAGUGUCCCAGUACACACAACCUAAAUCUGUUGUCCAGGACUCAUCUUCCUACCCUCCCCUCCUGCUUUUCCUCACCCACCUCCUUCUGCAGCUGUGAAUGUAGCCCUAGGUUAUGGUUUUCAAACAACAAAAGUAGGCACUGCACAUCUGUUAUUAACCUAUUAAUGGACAUUUUCGUCCAUAACAUUGUUUGCAUGUGGAGAUUUUAAGUCAGACCAGAAUUUAUGGAAAGACAUUUCUUUCUUAUAUCCACUUGAAAAUUGUAAUUUUAUUUAAAUUCUUGGUCAACAUGUGGAUAAAUGUUAUAUACUAGAUAAUCAGUGAUGUCUUCUUUUUGUGGUUCAGUGCAUGUCAGUAAUUCAGGCUCCCUGGAGCCAGUUGAGUUCACCAGCAUAAACUUAAAGCAUUUCCAUGAUUCAGCUACGGAUAUUUGGGAAUACCUAUUACUAGUAAAAGUAAAUGAGUGUUGCUUUUUGUAUAGUGCCAUUGAGAACAGUAUCAUUAGCCUCAUUGAAUCAGUUUUAGUAGAUUUGAUUUCAUGCUAAAUACAAUAAUAGAGUAUACUGUAGUUUAAACAAAUCUACCUGGAACAUGACAGUGCACAGGUCACAAAACCUGAAAACAUUUUUCAGACACAUGAAGUACUGGGAUUUUUCCAGUUGUAGAGGAUUAAUGUUGAGUCUUGGAGCUCUAAUGUAACCUCUCAUCUUGAGAAUCUUAUUUUGAAAGUAUAGAAAAACAGAUGGUCAAACAUUCUGUAUGUAAUCAAGUUUUUUGACAAAUAUGGUGUAAAUACUUUUUUCUGCACAUAAAAAUUCAACAUGAGAUGGACAGCACCUUAGAUGGACAUGAGUGUGGGCAGGGUUUGGGGAAUAAAGACCUACAAUAUGUUGCUAAUGUUAAGUAUUGUAGAUGAAACUUUGUUUUCUGUCAUUUCUUAGGUUUUAUUUGUAGCCAGUGCAAACAUUAGUAGACUACUUUUAUUUUCAAUUCAUGGAUGUACAGUGGCUUCAGAAAGUAUUCAAACCCCUUAAAUUUUUUUUGCAGACUUAAUUUCAAUCAGGUUAUAGACAUAAAGAGUGCCAUAGUAAAGGAUCUGAAUACCCAGUAAGUUUUGAUUUUUAAUACAUUUGCAAAAUAUUUAACAUGUUCUCACCUUAUGUUUCUCAGUGUAGACUGAUAAGCAAAAGUUGAUUUUCUCCAUUUAAAAUUAAAUCUGAAAACAUUUUUCAGACCCAUGAACUACUGGGAUUUUUCCAGUUGUAGAGGAUUAAUGUAGAGUCUUGGAGCUCUAAUGCAACCUUUCGUCUUUCUACUUUUUGAAGCUUCUGUAUAAAUGGGUCAUGUAGUGCCACAAUCCGCUGAACAUUUUUGACCAGUAUGUUUCUUAUAACAUUAACAGUAUUUAACAUUUCUCGCUCCUUUUAUAAGACUGUUGUUUUGGUAUAUUUCAUCUUAGCCAUAGAAACUAUACAGACAGUAUUUACUGUACUUUUGUUUUUCCAAUCUUGAUGUUGGUGAUUUAUUUUUUUUCAUUUAACUACUUUUCAGUGUGCCACUUUGUAACUGAAAGUUAGCUACAAUAAAAACAGAAGGUAAUGUGA